Molecule: messenger RNA, 543 nt
Organism: Parnassius apollo (apollo)
Lineage: Eukaryota; Metazoa; Arthropoda; Insecta; Lepidoptera; Papilionidae
Source: the annotation of a GenBank genome assembly
AUGUCUGAUAUUGAUGAAGAAGUAAUUAUAGCACCAUGGGUUGGUCCUAUGUGUUGUAAAAAUGUUUUAACUAUAGUUGUACUUUCAACUAACAUUGAAAUUAUAGAUAGAAUAUCGGACUCUCUUACUGAAAUGCAUUCCAAAGGCGCAUUCAAAUGGAAGCUUAUAAUACUUCGUUCGUUUCAUUUGGAAGAGCUAGUAAGGCAAUCAGAUUUAACUGGGAAAGUUGCUAUCGAUUUCGUUAUUUUAGCUAUGGACACUAGUAGAAUAUUUUGCAUCGAAUGGUCAAAAAAAAUGUUGGGACAAGUACAUCCGGAUCUAAGAAUUCGUCGUGUUAUACUAGUAAAUGCCAGCGGAUUACCUCUAAAUGCGAUGGCAGUUAAUGCUUGUGAUAUUUUAGCAUUUACUACUGAGCAAAAAUUAGACAUGCUAAGUGCCAAUGUGUUCCAACAAAGAGAAGUAAUGUCUUUAGCGCGAAGAAUAAUAAAAUACAUGGAAGUGUCUCUUGGCAUUAAAACUGGUAUUCCAAAUUUAAAUUUGUGA